AUGUCUCUAUUAGAUGACUCUCGAGAUGACUCGUAUGCAGGAGAUGAGUACGGGGGCGAUUUGAGUUACCCUUACCAACAUGAACAACCUCCUCCGUAUGCUGUUCAUCAGUGCAAUGUGUGUAAUAAGAUUUUUAUGAAUUAUAAAGGUCUCCAGCAGCAUUCCGUGAUUCAUACUGACACGAAACCAUUCUUAUGUGAAGUCUGCGGUCGUGGCUUUCGGUUUAAGUCGAAUAUGUUUGAGCAUCGUACAGUUCACACUGGUUACACUCCUCACUUGUGUCCAUUUUGUGGAAAACAGUUUCGAUUGAAAGGAAACAUGAAGAAGCACAUGAGGACCCAUGUGACCAACAAGGAAGAGCUCGAGGCUGCUUACAGACCAUACUCAAGCAAUCGGCGCCAAACUGCGAUUAUUCCGGAAAAUGCUCUGGUCAUUCGAGGAUCGCCUGUUCCAUACUUUCCGGUGGAGAAGCGACGAAUGCCUCUAAAACUAUCAUUGGGAACGGAUUCGUCGGAUUGGGUGAAUUUGAUUCGCCGGAAUAAACUGCUUCCUAUGAUGGCAUUAAAUGAAAAGCUGCUUCGAGCCAAUAUGCGGUUGGGUGGACCUAUCACGUUUUACCAAAUGAUUGAGAACUCAAAGCCACUGGAGCUCGAAAUGUUCCAUUGCCCGAUUUGUAAAUGUGAAUGUGCCGGAAAAGAGAUAUGCGAAGAGCAUAUGUACGUUUCACACGGAAGAAAACCCGAGGAUUUUCUUGAUGACUCUCGCUAUUGUUACAAAUGCAUGCGCAUGUUUGUCGACAAGGAGAUGUAUGACCAACAUAAUAGUUACCAUGGCAGAGUUCAUAUGAUGAUAGCGAACCGGGAACUUGAAAACAAUACGGUGCCACCAGAAGUAGACAUGUCCCAGUGUUUCUACAACAUGCUCGCUAACCAUACGAACGACUUGGUCGUCUCUAAACCAUCAUCUCCAUCAAUUCUCUGA
This is a messenger RNA of Caenorhabditis briggsae, 981 nucleotides long. It is a transcript of the gene Cbr-lsl-1, whose product is annotated as Protein CBR-LSL-1. NCBI's taxonomy places the organism in Eukaryota, Metazoa, Nematoda, Chromadorea, Rhabditida, Rhabditidae. Gene Ontology annotation, molecular function: RNA polymerase II cis-regulatory region sequence-specific DNA binding; DNA-binding transcription factor activity. Bases 1 to 981 code for a protein of 326 amino acids. The record is from RefSeq and is a predicted model, not a curated record. The transcript is spliced from 7 exons. Gene Ontology annotation, biological process: regulation of transcription by RNA polymerase II.